Messenger RNA from Aspergillus ruber CBS 135680, 3108 nucleotides. RefSeq names its product RmlC-like cupin. The coding region runs from base 1 to 3108 and encodes 1035 amino acids. Gene Ontology annotation, molecular function: RNA polymerase II cis-regulatory region sequence-specific DNA binding; DNA-binding transcription factor activity, RNA polymerase II-specific; zinc ion binding. Gene Ontology annotation, biological process: positive regulation of transcription from RNA polymerase II promoter by galactose; DNA-templated transcription. Gene Ontology annotation, cellular component: nucleus. The transcript is spliced from 11 exons. The record is from RefSeq and is a predicted model, not a curated record. Lineage: Eukaryota; Fungi; Ascomycota; Eurotiomycetes; Eurotiales; Aspergillaceae.
AUGGCGUUGUCAUGGAGCAACCAACCACCUCAAUCGCGGGUUCCGUAUGCGAUUCCCCAGCUUGAAGGGGAACGCAUCACCAUCCCAGGCAGCAAAGGCGUCUUUCGCAUUCUCGCAUCGUCAAAGCAGACAAAUGGGCUAAUGGCGGUUUUCCAAAGUGGUGCUGUGCUCUCCGAUGCACCGGGAUUUCACUAUCAUAACCACGCGCAUGACGUCUUUCUUGUUACGAAGGGAUAUUUGAAGUUGUGGAAUGGCGAUAAGUGUCGGAUUAUGGGACCGGGGGAUUUUGCUUAUGUGCCUCCGACGGUAAUUCAUAACCCAGAAAUGCUUGGUCCGCAUACGGAGAUCUUUGGCUUGAUUACUCCAGGCGAUUGGGUGGACUUCUUCCGCUACGUGUCAGAACCGUUUGAGGGACUCCUUGUCCCUGAGAAUGAUGUCCGUGACUUGAAGUCCCUAUUGAUCCCUAAAAUUAUGGCCGCGAAGGAACAAUUCGAUGUCGUGUUUCAGCCCAACUAUCAACCGCCCGAGGUGGGCGAUUGGACUGAAGAAGAUGAGAAGUUACCAGGUAGUCCACAGGCGUUUUACCUGCGAGCCAAUAGUGGGCCACGGUGGAUGUUUGGUGGUAUCAUGUCGCGGCCAUUUAUUACUACUGCUCAGAGUAGUGACGUUUGCGCGAUUUCUAGCAUCGAGUCGUCACAGACUUAUGGCUCGACACUGUUCUCGAAAUAUAUGACAUUCGGGUCGGUGGACCAUUGUUUGUGUGUUCAGGAGGGAACGUUGGUUGUCCGUCUUAAAGGAGCCCCUGAUGCUGUGUUCCGGGAAGGUGAAACGGUCGUGAUCCCAGCAGGCCAGGCUUUCGCUCUAGAUUUUGCCAGCCGAUAUGUUCGGGUCUGGUCAUUCACCGAUGGCAAUGGCAUCGAGGCACUGAUCCACCGUUUAGGAACUCCAUUCGCAGGCGUUGUUUUACCCGAUCAAGUACCGGCAUGGGAUUCGGCAAGUGUAGAAUCCGCGACAGCAGACUUCAACCGCCCGACUUCAUCGUCGCCUCUGCGCCGUCCUGCAGCUACGGCUAGAGAUGACGCCGUUCAACCGAAGGCGAAACGACCACGCGCAGCGCAGGCUUGUGAUCGGUGUCGGGCGAAGAAGUAUAAAUGUGACGAAUCAUAUCCUUGUUCGCAUUGUAAGAGUGACUAUGUUUCCGAUUUGGAGAAACGGGUAGAAGAGCUGUCGUCCAGGCUGCGGACGCUGGAGUCGAGUGGUGCGUCGCAACCUUCGCCACAUCCUUCCCGGUUAGCAACAGUUCCGGGAGACAGGGCAGUAACACAGCCCAUUACUACUGCGACACCAUGUUCAUUAUCACAACAUGAAUCAACGCCUAAGGAAGACGCCGCCGUGUCCGGGGACAAUCGAGACGGGUCUGCAGAUAGCACCGAAGAAGAGAUCAGCGAGUUUAAUCACCACACCAACGGGAUAGAGUUUCACGGCAGUACAUCCUCUGCUGCUUUUAUAGGACACCUUGAGAAAGCGCGAGAGCCGAAACGGCCAGAAGAGUUGUCCAAUCUGCGCCCACCGGACGGCUCAUAUUCUUUGAUUUCAACAUUGCAUAAUUCUAGUUUCUCACCAUCAUGUGCAACCGGACCUGUACAGCCCGAGUUCCUCCAAAAUCAGAAUUUCUACUUUGAUCAGGCCCAUGCUUUCAUGAAUGGCUAUUUUGAGAACAUCCACUUCAUCCACCCGUUCAUUGACAAAGAUGACUUUAUGACUCGCGCGCAUGAUUUGUGGCUCAAUCGGAAUCAUCAACAGUCACUUAGUUUUGUCGCGCUAUAUCUCAGUGUUCUCUCGUUUGGGGCGUUAGUCCGAGUAUGGGAUGAAGAGAUCCUGAACGGACUGACGCGCUUUGACUGGAGUCGGAAGUUAUUUCGUGAGGCGCAGAUGUAUUUGAACUAUUUACAAUUUUCGAAUGAUCUGGAGACGGUGCAGUGUCUUUAUCUUAUGGCCAAAGUAUGCCAGAAUGAGCUGAAUCCGAAUUUGGCGUAUAUGUACCUUGGGCUUGCUAUACGGACAUGUUUAUCUGCUGGGUUUAAUCGUGAAGUGCGGAACCCAAAGGAUCAACGGGAAAGUUGGAUCUCGAAGACGUGGUGGGGCCUCUUUUCUCUUGAAAUCGAGAUGAGUUUCUCGGUAGGCCGCCCAGAUACUCUCGGUAUGGACGAAUACCACAACCGCUCUCUCCCAGAACGCGAUGAUUCCGAGUAUGCCAUCAUACCAUGGAUGGUCGACUUUGCGCAGAUCAUCCGGAAAGUUUCCGUGCAAAUAUACCAUUCGCGCUUCACCCUGCAAGACAAACUGCAGCUUGCUCUCCAAAUCGAACAAGAAAUGGACAAAUGGGUAGCUAGGCUGCCUCCAAGAAUUAAGCCUGACCUCGCAAGGCAACCAGCGUCUGGGGGUGCGCUUCGUGAUCCGAAGUGGGCGAGAAGACAACGGUUGGUUUUGGGAAUUCGCUACUACAACGUUAAAAUGCUACUAUUCCGUCCAUUCCUGAGCCACUUUACACGCAAAUUAAGACAUACCCCAGCCGAAUUAGAGCAAACAAUAAACAAAUGCCUAGACGCCGCCAUGAAAACCAUCGAAGUCAUCCACGACAUCUACCGCAUCCACACAUUCUUCCGCUGCUGGUGGUACAACACAACUUAUGUAAUGUUCGCCACAACAACCCUCCUCCUCCCCAUGUCCAAACUAGGCAUGUGCCCACAAACCCUCCCUUUAGCAAGCUCAGUCGAAAUGGCAGUCGAGAUCCUAGAAGCCAUGGACGAAUCUGUCGUCGCGCGGAAAUCAGUCGAGAUCAUCGUGCAGUAUUUGAAAGACUUCAGGGCUCCGAAUAAUAGUACCAAUGGUACACAGGUGGUUACUACGCCGUCUCAUGGGGAUGCUGACCCGGCGGCUUCUGUAUGGUCAGGAACGGGGACGGGGACGGAGCAGGGGACUGGUCAGGCUGGGAUUGGGAUUGACAUUCCGGAAUGGGCGUAUGGGUUCGGGUUUCCUGAUUAUUCGUUUGAUGGGAUUGCGCGGUUGUUUGAUGAUUUGGGUGGGCUUCCUAUGUUGGAUAAUUAA